This is a messenger RNA of Aspergillus novofumigatus IBT 16806, 342 nucleotides long. RefSeq lists its product as uncharacterized. The record is from RefSeq and is a predicted model, not a curated record. The transcript has a single exon. Bases 1 to 342 code for a protein of 113 amino acids. Gene Ontology annotation, molecular function: catalytic activity. Gene Ontology annotation, biological process: nucleoside metabolic process. NCBI's taxonomy places the organism in Eukaryota, Fungi, Ascomycota, Eurotiomycetes, Eurotiales, Aspergillaceae.
AUGAACAACGCGGCGAACAUCAUGAUGAAUAUGAAGCAAACCUUCUCCGCUAUCCGCGUGGGCUUGCUGGUUGGGAUUGGUGGUGGCAUGCCGAGCAAGGCUGAUAUGCGCUUAGGUGAUGUUGUCAUUGGAACAAGGGUGAUGCAAUAUGAUCUUGGGAAAGUUAUUAGAAAUGGAGAGCUCCGACGCACAGCAAUCCCUAGGAUUCCUCACCACUUGCUUGGGACAGCUGGGUCUGCCCUCUGUUCAAGACAUGAGCUGGACCCUAGUCAAGUCCCAUCCAUCCUACGGCUGAAGCUUGAAGGACACCCUGAAUAUGGUUGCCCAAGCUCCCCGGACUGA